CGACGAGCGUCAAAUCGUAAGUGGCGUAAGUAAAGCCGACUAUCAAAAAAAAUCGUAAUCAUAAGCGCGCGAGACAUACAAUAUCGCUUUUGUCAACAUUAAAAUACGAAAAAAAAAAAACAUCUUACUUACGCCGGUUUUUGGUUUUCGAGUGCGGUGCGGUAAUUGUCGCGAGCGUGUGCGGUGUGGUGACAAGACGAACAGCUGCCGGUUAUCGCUAAGCGGCUGGACCGAAAAACGGCGCGCGGCGUGACGGCCAACGGGUGCGCAGACGCAGACGCAAACGCGACGGAUAGAUAAUAUUAUUGUUAUUAUCGUAUUAUAUAUAUAUAUACAUAGUACGUACUACGGACACGAGCCGCGGUGCUGGCCGUCAGCAUCCAUUACUAUACAUCUACCGCAGGGACCGUAUUUCGUCGACUACACACGGCAAACGACAACAACGGUGGCGGCAGUGGCGAAUGAAAAUUCAAAAUGGCGUCGUCAUUGAUCGGCGGGCCAGAGACGACCGAUCGAUAAAAACGCUCCCGCGGCCCUUGUGUUGAGCGGCGGCGGCGGUGUGUGCGUGUGUGUGAUAUAUAUAUUUUUUUCGUCUAUUACCUGGCCCGGCUACUGCUGCUGCUACGACGACGACGACCCGUGUUCCGUUAAUGCGGCAGCAUACACUACCGCGCUGGCUCCGGAUGGAUCGCGAUUUAAUGAUAAAUUAUUAAUACUGUCGCGAUAAAAAUAUAUAAAAUAAUUCACAUUUAUCUGUUGUUGUUGUUGUUGUUGUUAUCUUGAUGAGAAGAAUGCGUUGCGGGCGGUGGUGGUCCGCGACGGCGUAAUCCGUUCGGUUUGUUUGUUUUUUUUCAAACUCGACUUUGUAUCCGUUUGUCGAUUGUUUGGUGCGCGGCCGACAAUAUUUCUAAUCAUAUAUUUAUCGUACGCGACCGAUACCCGGACGUGUAGAAGAGUCGCCGGGCGAUGGCGGCCGCCGCCACUGCUAGUUCCACUGCCUGUGCUCGUGCUGCUGGUGUUCCCCCGUCACGCAGGUGCGUACGCAGCCGUACUCAUAUUAUCGGAAUAUUGUGUAAUGAACUCAGUUGAAAUUUGACAACAUCGUCGAACUUAACCUCUACAAAAGAUAAAUUUUAAAUAUAUUUCUUUUUAAUUUAAAUACUCUCAGUAAGAUGAUGAACCGAAGCGACAAUGAUAUUAAUAUGACUGGAGACAGCGACUUGGACGAUGACGGUUGCUUGUCUUCAGAUGAUUGUGAUGGGGACUCGAACGCGAGUCAAAGUGAUUUGAUGUCUGCAGCGAUGGGAGACGAUGUGACUGCACAGCUUGCCGCAGCUGAAAAACGCAAUAGCGGAUCAUCGAACAGUAGGGGUCUUUGUUAUGGUUUGUGUCGAUCAGGACCCGUUGGAAUGGCUGCUGCAGCUGCGAUUGUAUCGUCAAAGAAACGCAAGCGGCCACAUUCAUUUGAAACGAAUCCAUCCAUUAGAAAACGACAACACAAUCGCCUACUAAGAAAACUUAAAGUUACCAUUGAUGAAUUCGCUACGAGGGUCGGUCAACAAGCAAUUGUAUUAGUAGCUACUCCGGGAAAAGAAAACACAGGGUUUAAGUGUUUUGGUGCCAAACCCUUAGAAGAUGUUGUUAAAAACUUAAGAAUGACAAUUAUGGACCAGCUGGAUACUGCGUUAGCGCAGCACGCGCCUCCGCCAAUUCCUGACGAUCCAACUUUGUACGAGCUACCACCGCUCAUUCUGGAUGGAAUUCCAACACCUGUCGAAAAAAUGACUCAGGCUCAGUUAAGAGCAUUCAUACCUUUAAUGUUGAAGUACUCGACGGGACGCGGUAAACCUGGCUGGGGUAGAGAAACUACUAGACCUCCGUGGUGGCCCAAAGAGCUUCCAUGGGCGAAUGUUCGAAUGGAUGCUCGUUGUGAAGACGAAAAACAAAAAAUCUCGUGGACUCGAGCGUUGCGACAGAUUGUUAUUAACUGUUACAAAUACCAUGGUCGAGAAGACCUAUUACCUACAUUCAAUGAAGAAGAAGAAGGCAAAACAAUUGUCAAUAAUGUAGCGAGCCAGUCAAUUGUUACCUCUGUACUGAAGUUCAAUCCAAAAGCGAGUAAUAUAGAAUCUCGGAAUUCGCCAGAUGCACAAGAACAACAGCAACAGCAGCAGCACCAGCAGCAACAACAACAACUCACUCAGGUGCAGUACUCGCCAGCUUUCCUCCAUUCCAUUAGUAACGUGGAUGGAUCAAUGUCGAUAUUUCACGUUGAUCCGAGCAACCCAAUUAUAACUUUACCCGACGGAACCCAAGCUCAUGUUCAGGGAGUUAUAAACGCUUCUCAAGGAGCCAAUGGUCACACCGUGCAUUCUGUACAUUCUCUUGGUGAAGGCCAAAACUCAGAUGGAGUCACCGUAGAAAUGUUAAAUAAUGUGUCUGAGGCCACUAUGAAUCAAGAAGGCCAAAUAAUUAUUACUGGUGAAGACGGACAAGUGUCCAGUAUGAUCACGGUGCCAGUUAAUACAUCGUUGUACCAAACUGUGGUACAGCAAAUAAGUGACGGCAGUAUACAGGUUGUGACGCCCGUUAUGCACAUGCCCAAGUCAGAGCCCGGUGUUGGGAUGGACACGUCAAACGGUGACGUCGAGACCAUCAGUGUGCCGCACCAAUUGGUGGCCAUCACCGGGCAAAACGGCGAACAAGUGUUGCAGUUGAUCUCGUUGAAAGACAGCAAAAUGAUCAAUACCACAGUUGGCGAGAUUAAAGAAGAGGGUCCGAGCAUUACCACUUCGGACCAAUGAGAACAACUCAACCAAUACCUGUGUUUUGACGAAGAAGACAAAGAGUUAUAACUUAUAAUUAUUGCGGAACUUCGGCACAAGUAUUUUUUUUUUACUUGCAUAUACCAUUGUUUUUACCUCAUACUAAAGUCGUGUACAAAUAUUUGUAUUUUUUAAUCACUUCCAUUGAUCUUUAAUAAAAAAAACAUUGGGUACAUUGUCGUCUCGGAGAGAUGUUAAGCGUUAUUAUAAAAUGAUUUUAUUCUCGAUUUUAAACUUUUCGUUUUGUUGUUUCCAUUAUAAAUAAGGUAUAGCGUUUGGGAUUGUCUAAUUGUAGUAGGAAAGUACAUUUUAAAUUAUAGCUAAAUAUAAAAAAAAAUAAUGAUAAUUUAGACCUCCAUUUAUUAUAUAGACUUAAUUUAUUUAUUACUUAUGACCAUUUUAGAACGUUGUACAUUUAAACAAUUUAAGGAAAAGUCAUAAAUUAUUGUGUGGCCAAUGACUCUAAACCUAGUCAAUAUGUUAGUAUAGUAAACAAUAUUACUAAAGUUAAAAUUUUUGUUUAAGUUGUUUUUCGAGUAAUAAUAAUUUUUCCUUAGAUCAUUAGCCAUUUUUAUUUCCAUGUCGAGUGUAUUUUCUUAUUAUCUGUUUUUCAAUGUUUUGAAAGUGUUGUUUGUCAUUUCAUAAACAAACAUAAUGAAAUUUAAGUAAAGUGCAAUUUAAUAUAUAAAUGUUGAAAGAAAAAUAAUAACCUAUUUUUCUUUCAGUAA
Adelges cooleyi (spruce gall adelgid) is the source of this 3553-nucleotide messenger RNA. RefSeq names its product DNA-binding protein P3A2-like. The record is from RefSeq and is a predicted model, not a curated record. Gene Ontology annotation, biological process: regulation of transcription by RNA polymerase II. Gene Ontology annotation, molecular function: RNA polymerase II cis-regulatory region sequence-specific DNA binding; DNA-binding transcription factor activity, RNA polymerase II-specific. Gene Ontology annotation, cellular component: nucleus. NCBI's taxonomy places the organism in Eukaryota, Metazoa, Arthropoda, Insecta, Hemiptera, Adelgidae. The transcript is spliced from 12 exons. The coding region runs from base 1173 to 2804 and encodes 543 amino acids.